Messenger RNA from Raphanus sativus (radish), 3397 nucleotides. RefSeq names its product clathrin interactor EPSIN 2. Gene Ontology annotation, biological process: endocytosis. Gene Ontology annotation, molecular function: phospholipid binding; clathrin binding. The transcript is spliced from 14 exons. Gene Ontology annotation, cellular component: endosome; clathrin vesicle coat; plasma membrane. Lineage: Eukaryota; Viridiplantae; Streptophyta; Magnoliopsida; Brassicales; Brassicaceae. The record is from RefSeq and is a predicted model, not a curated record. Bases 267 to 3080 code for a protein of 937 amino acids.
UAAUCUACUAUUGAUUUUUCCCCUUCUGGCUGCUCUUUCUUUUCCUCUCACAGGAUUUUGAUUGAAUCUCAAACGCAGCAAGGAGGGAGGGAGAGAGAGGGAGAGAGAUCAUAAGCUCAAUCUCUCUCUACAUCGGCGUUGCUUCUUCGUCCUCCUCCUCUUCUCUCUUCUCUGUCAUCCGAUUUCAUCUCGAGUGUACAUUUCGGAAGUUGACAGCAAAGGUGAUCAUAUAAGUUCUUCGUAGAGGGCGUUUAACUCGUACGAAUAUGAAGAAAGUCUUCGGUCAAACUGUCAGAGACCUCAAGAGAGAGGUUAACAAGAAAGUGCUCAAAGUGCCUGGAAUAGAACAAAAGGUUCUAGAUGCUACUAGCAAUGAGCCAUGGGGUCCUCAUGGAUCUCUUCUUGCUGAUAUUGCGCAAGCUUCAAGAAAUCACCAUGAAUACCAGCUCAUCAUGGGGGUCUUAUGGAAACGACUCAGCGACACUGGAAAGAACUGGCGACAUGUCUAUAAGGCUUUGACAGUUUUGGACUACAUGGUCGGCCAUGGGUCAGAACGUGUUAUAGACGAGAUUAGAGAGCGCGCUUACCAAAUUUCGACAUUGUCUGAUUUCCAGUAUAUUGAUUCCGGUGGUAGAGACCAAGGAAGCAAUGUUAGGAAGAAAUCACAGAGUCUGGUGGCGUUGGUUAAUGACAAAGAGAGAAUAGCUGAGGUCAGAGAUAAGGCUUCAGCUAACAGAGAUAAGUAUCGCAGCUCAGAACCAGGUGGAAUGUAUAAGCCUUCUGGAGGAUAUGGGGACAAAUAUGAUUACGGAUCCCGGGAUGAAGAGCGAAGUAGUUAUGGAAGAGAAAGGGAAUAUGGUUAUAGGGAUGAUGAUAGAAAUAGCCGUGAUGGAGAUCGUCACUCCAGGGACUCUGAAGACCGGUAUGGGAGAGAUGGUAACAGGGAAGAUGAUUACAGAGGAAGGAGCAGAAGUGUUGAUAACUACCAAAAUGGGUCACGAGGUAGAAGUUCAGAAAGGGAACGGACGUUUGAGGAUGAUGGCCAUUCAUCAAGGGGUAGUGGUGCUCGAGCUGAUGACACUUCUCAGGAUGGAAGAGGGCAGCUCCAGAGGAAGUUUUCUGAACAAAAUAUUGGUGCUCCACCUAGUUAUGAAGAAGCUGUCAGUGACUCAAGGAGCCCGGUAUAUAGUGAAAGGGAUGGUGGGGAGACCCCACAAGCUGCUGCUUCAGGAGCUGGUUCUCCCCCUGCCCCACAAACUGUUGUUCCAGGAGAUUCUUCUCCCCCUCCCCCACAAGUAGCUUCUCCUCCUGCUGGAAACAACACAGACAAUAAAUCUACUGGUUUUGUCAAUGAAUCUUCUCAGAAAUUUGAGGCUUUUGAUGAGUUUGAUCCACGCGGUGCGUUUUCAGCUGGCCCUCCAGCAUAUGCAUCUGCGGACGGUGUUUCAGCUCCUCCAACAGUGGCUUCUACAGACAGUGUUGAGAUGGACUUGCUUGACUCCCUUGCAGACGUAUUUUCAUCAAAUGCUUUGGCCGUAGUACCGACCGAGUCUACCUCUGUUGAAACCAAUGGACAAGCAAAUGCUCCAUCGUUUUCUGCAUCUCAGCCAUCAACUCAGCCAUUUGAUGACCCAUUUGGUGAAUCUCCUUUCAAAGCCUUCACUUCUACGGACGACUCAAACCCGCAGCUAAGCUUUGGUACUUCUUUCCAGCCAACACCACCAGCCUUCACCUCGGAGGUCUCACAUCCUGAUACAGCUCAUAACUUUGGCUUUGGGGAUUCAUUUUCCGCUGUUGCUAAUCCUGAACCUGGUGUUGAGAAUGUGCAACCACCAUCAAACUCACCAGGUUUUCCUCAAGAGCAGUUUGACACAUCUGAGAAUGAUUUUGAUAUUCUUGCUGGCAUUCUCCCACCAUCUGGUCCUCAAGUUUCAGUCCCUCAACAAUCAAGUGCUUCAAUACCAACGUCUGAGUUUCCUCCCAGUGGAAACAACAUGUACGAGGGAUAUCACCCUCAGCCAGUAUCUACAGGUCCAAACAUGUCUGGACAAACUCCAUUUGGACAAACUGGACAACCAUAUAACAUGGUUCCUCCCUCGCAAAAUAUGACGGGAGCCACACCGUUUUACAAUGAAGGCUUCAUGCACCAGCCUGGCUCAGCCGGUUACAAUCCUGGAGUUGCUGCCACUUCAUCGAGCUCACAGACCCCUUACUCUACCCCCGGUGGGCCAGCUGGUCAGUUCAUGGCACACCAGGGUCAUGGAAUGCCGCCUUCUCAUGCUCCACAAAGAACUCAAUCCGGGCCUGUUACUCUGCAAGGGAACAACAAUUUCAUGGGAGACAUGUUUACACAAGCUGGACCAACAAGCUCAGUGGCAUCAUCGCCAUCCCAUUCAGAUCUAACACCUAUAACAGGAGCGAUUGAGAUCGUUCCUCCGCCUCAGAAAAAGUUCGAGCCAAAAUCAUCAGUCUGGGCAGACACAUUGAGCAGGGGGCUUGUUAACUUCAACAUAUCUGGACCUAAAACAAAUCCAUUGUCAGACAUAGGAGUUGACUUUGAUGCGAUCAACAGGAGAGAGAAACGGUUUGAGAAACCGACAAACGCACCACCAGCAACAUCGACUAUCAACAUGGGUAAAGCAAUGGGAUCAGGCACUGGCUUAGGGCGUGCCGGUGCAACUGCUAUGAGACCUCCUCCAAAUCCAAUGGUAGGCUCUGGCAUGCCCAUGGGUGCUGGUGGAUAUGGGGGUAUGAACCAAAACCAACACAUGGGUAUGGGAAUGGGACCAGGCAUGAACCCAAAUCAACCAAUGGGUAUGGGAAUGGGACCAGGCAUGAACCAAAACCAACCUAUGGGUAUGGGAAUGGGACCAGGCAUGAACCAAAACCAACCUCUGGGUAUGGGAAUGGGACCAGGCAUGAACAUGGGAGGAGGAUAUGGCCAAGGUUAUCCGAUGCAACCACAAAACCAAGGAAUGGUCCCUGGUCCGAACAUGCCAGGAAACAACAACAACUAUAAUCCAAUGAUGGGUCAAGGCGGUUAUAACCCUCAACAAUCCUAUGGUGGUGGAUACAGGUAAGAUCAAGCCGACUAUCCACUUGUAAAAUCAAGAACAGAACACUCUGGUUCCAUACCUCUCUGUGCUUCUUUGCAUUUUUACCUGGGACAUGUAAUAUCAGGCGAUAAAAUAGUGGGAUUGGUCAGCCGCUUCACGGAAGUACUCAGGUUACAUUAAUCAUGCCAGCAUCAGGAUUUUCUACAGUCUUCUUUACCUUUGCUAUAUCGGGUAUAAAUUGAUAUAUAUUACACAGAUUCUAUUUUUGAGGAUUUCACGUAUUGAAUGUGUAAACAUUUUUCAUACACGGAACAAAUAAGAUAUGUUCUCUCUUUUUUACA